ACAGCUAGUAAGUAUUUGAGGUGGGAUUCAAAUUCAGGUCUUCCUGACUCCAAGGCUAGCACUCUAUCUACGCAGUUGCCUGAUUCAGAUGCUAUGAUUCAGAUGCCAGAUCAGAGCUAUGCAACAUUGGACAGAUACAUUGGACUCUACAAAUUACAUUGUAGCUAUGGGUCUUGUGUACAUGUUAUAUACUCCCUAGAACAAUAUAACUUGAGGGCCCAAACAUUUCUUCUUGUCUUUAUAUCCCCAGAGUCUAACACUGUCAAGUACAGGAAACAUUUUUUGAAUUGAAUUUGUGAACGUCUACAGGGUGGGGCAGGAAGAUUCAAGUAGGUGGAGGGCAGGGAAAAACAGGCAUGAAGGUACUUGUAAGGGAAUAUAGAAAGCAGGAGGCAAAACACCUGGAUUAUCACUCCUUGACACACCUGGAUGACUCCCCUUUGACCCAGCUGAAAGGUCAGUCUUAAGUCUCUUUCCACCAAGCUUUGGUCCUCCAGGACCCCCAACAGCUUCACCAUCACCUCUUGGCCUGCCUCAGGAAUAGGGCCCUUCCCUUCUUCCACCAGCCACUUGUGAACCAGCCUGUUCUCUAGCGAAGAAAGCUGAAACUGAAUCUUGCCUUGCCAGUACAACAGGUCUCAGGUGGGGAGGAGCCUGAGCAAGUCUAGAUCGUCUCCUUCCCAGGCCACUCUUCUUUAAGGCCCACUCCAGACCCGCUUACUGGUCAGGUCUACCCAGCCUGCAGCGGCGGAAAGGCUAUCCAGACAAACUCCUCCCAUUCUCAUCCCCAGGGCCCAGCAACACCUCCAGCCUUUGGAAGAAGCCCAGCUCCUGGACUUCAGGUGGCGGCACCUAGCACGGAACCCUCUAGUUGUAGGAGCAUCUCUGAAUGUCCGGUCCCUCUACGAUCCUACCAUUCUCAAGCCAAAAAGCCCCGAUUGCUCUCGCCUCCAGUAUCACCGCCAUGGCGGGGCCACAGGAAGUUCUGAACGGGAGGCUGCGGCUUUCUUUUACUCCUGGUCCACGAACCAGCCUCCUACUCCUCCGACUCAACGACUCAGCUUUGCGUGCGCUACAGGACUGUCAGCGGAUACAGGCCCAGCCUGUGAUCGCCUUCCAGGGCAACCGAGGGUACCUUCGACUUCCUGGCUCUGGCUGUUCCUGCCUCUUCUCUUUCAUAGUGUCCCAAUGUGGAGCAGAUGGGCCAAGAGGUGGACUGGACCUUGUGUGCCACCGCUUUGGCAGGUCUGGACCAGGCCUGCUUUGGUGCAUAGGUCCUCUUCGAGAGCGAAUUACUAUCUGCUCUGCUGUAGAUUCUGUACCAGUGUCAUCUUCAGUUCAAGGACAUCAGCAAGAUGAAGGUGCCAGGGAAACAGGGAGCCAACAGGGCAGUGGAUUGGAUACAGGACCUCAACCACAGCUAUUAGUAGAAGAGGUGCCAGAUCCCCUGGAGAACAGUCAAGAGGAACAGCCUAUUCCAGGAUCCUCAAGAGACCAUCUGGCACAGUGGGCACUGAGGGACCAGAGCCCUCAACCCACAAAGGGGCCAGAUCAAAGACCCUCUUCCUCCUCCAGCCAGAGGCAUUUGAACACGAAGCGACACCCCUCCCCAGACGUAACAGAACCAGAGGACAAGAGGCCCAGAGGUCCAAGUUCCCCACAGGAACUUCCCAGUCAUGAUCCACAAGAGGGAGAGGAGUGGGAGAAAGACCACAAUUCGUGUCCCAGAAGGGAACACAACUCCUUAGGACAAGCAGGCCCAGGGUCACUGCUUCCUGGAGAAACACCAGACUACUUCCUGCAGUAUGGAGCCAUCCAUAGUACUGAACAGUGUCGUGUCUAUGAGCAAGAUUUUGAAGCAGAUUAUGCAGAAUAUCGGGCCCUACAUGCACGUGUUGGGGCUGUCAGCCGAAGGUUCAUGCAGUUAGGAAUGGAGAUUAAGAGAGUACAACGAGGCACUCCUGAACACAAGGUGCUGGAAGAUAAGAUAGUCCAAGAAUACAGAAAGUUCAGGAAGCGAUGUCCAGGUUACAAAGAAGAAAGACAGCGCUGUGAGUACCUGCACCAGAAGUUGUCACACAUCAAAAGCCUCAUUCUGGAGUUUGAGAAGAACAGGGACAGCUGAGGCUGCCAGGAAGGCCUCAGGCCUUCUGUCUGGUGAGAUGUUGAUAAACAGGGCGGCUGUGAAACAAAUUAUUUAGGCAUUGCAGCCUUACUUCUGAUCUCACUGACGACUCUGGUGGGGGAUGGGGAGGAAACAGCAGGUGCUGCUACAAAUCCUUGAGGGGUUUGGUUCUCACUGUUACCAGGAUAUUUAUAUUACCCCCUGCUAUCCAGGUUGUGCUGGCAUAAUGCCAAUCCUUUCCAGCUGUGCCCAAGCACUACAGGGUUUCAUCACCCUUGCCACAACUCUGAUGACCCAAGAGAUUAAAACCACCUCUAAGAUAGGAUACUGAGGAAACAAUGGUAAAAACUAAUUUUGUGAUCACCCUAAGAGACCAGAAUUAACAGUUGCUUUACAAACUCAUUUGCCCUCAAACCUACUGAGGAGCAGGACUUGACUAUAGCCCAUGUGGAGAUCAUGGGAAUGUUUGGUGAAUUUCUUUACAAACAUGCUGGAAAACAAAUGA
Vombatus ursinus (common wombat) is the source of this 2630-nucleotide messenger RNA. RefSeq names its product elongation factor for RNA polymerase II 3 (gene ELL3). The transcript is spliced from 13 exons. The record is from RefSeq and is a predicted model, not a curated record. Gene Ontology annotation, cellular component: transcription elongation factor complex. Gene Ontology annotation, biological process: snRNA transcription by RNA polymerase II; transcription elongation by RNA polymerase II; positive regulation of transcription elongation by RNA polymerase II. Gene Ontology annotation, molecular function: cis-regulatory region sequence-specific DNA binding. NCBI's taxonomy places the organism in Eukaryota, Metazoa, Chordata, Mammalia, Diprotodontia, Vombatidae. Bases 890 to 2125 code for a protein of 411 amino acids.